UAUCAGCCCACCUCCCUCUCUCUCUCUCUCUCUCUCUCUCUCUGAAAAUGGGUUACCUGGAUCAUCUUUCGAACUUGUGCACUGUAAACACAAGGAAAAGCAAGAACAAAGUUAUGCAGGUAGAUACCCUUUUUCUUCUUCUUCUUCUUCUUCUUCUUCUUCUUCUUCUUCUUCUUCUCCGUGGUUUCAUUGGAUGGCUUACUUGUUCUUCUCCCACAACGGUUGAGAUCAAAGUGAAAAUGGACUGUGAUGGCUGUGAACGACGAGUUAAACAUGCUGUUUCCUCCAUGAAAGGAGUAAAAUCCGUCGACGUGAACCGGAAGCAAAGCCGGGUGACGGUUAGCGGGUACGUGAAGCCUAACAAGGUGUUAGAAAGAGUAAAGAGCACUGGAAAGAGGGCUGAGUUUUGGCCCUAUGUGCCCUACAAUUUGGUGUACUAUCCUUAUGUCCCUCAAGCUUAUGACAAGAAGGCACCCUCCGGCUUUGUCAAGAACGUCGCUCAAGCACUGCCCAGCCCUAACGCACCUGUCGAGAGGCUCACUGCGCUCUUCAGCGAUGAAAACCCAAAUGCUUGUACCAUUAUGUGAAGCAUUAUGUGGAAUUGGAGUUGGUUUCAAAGAGUUAGCAUUUUUUCUUUAAUUUUGAAGAUAAUAUUCAAUUUAACAUACUUAUAGGUUUUGCUAAUGUUUGGAUAGAAUUUGCUUGUUAAGUGACCCGUUUUAUACGUUGGAAAUGUUAUUUGGACAUUUCAAUAUUUGAAGUGAUAUUUGUGUAUUGAAAUAUUGUAUUAUGUGUCGUAUCAAUACAAAUAUUUUUUCAAAUA
Molecule: messenger RNA, 823 nt
Organism: Diospyros lotus (date-plum)
Lineage: Eukaryota; Viridiplantae; Streptophyta; Magnoliopsida; Ericales; Ebenaceae
Product: heavy metal-associated isoprenylated plant protein 21-like
Exons: 4
Coding region: 48-587 (179 amino acids)
Molecular function (GO): metal ion binding
Source: RefSeq, a predicted model, not a curated record